GCCUUCGGUCCUCCGCGCACCCUGCACCCAGCGAGAAGUGCCGCGCGCCGACGGAGCGGACAUGGGUAGAGCCAUGGUAGCCAGGCUGGGGCUGGGGCUGCUGCUUCUGGCACUGCUCCUCCCCACGCAGAUUUAUUCACAGUCUACAACUUCAACUUCUUCUGUAGUAGCUCCUACAAGUAAUGCUACCCAGUCUACCUUGACAGCCCCAAAUCCAACUAAUGGCACCACGGCAAGUGACGGUGCCCUGAAGUCCACAGCCAGUCUCUUCGUGAUCUUGUUCUCCCUCCUGCAUCUCUACUGUUAAAGAGACUCAAACCAAGAAACAUCUGCACUUGCCCAUCUUUCAAACCCAAUGCAAAUGGCGUCUAGACAGCCAAUGUGGCAAGGAAAACUCUUCUUCAUUGAUUCUGCUAAUUCCACACCUUAUCAAUAAUUGACACAGAAAAUGUUGAGAAUCCCAAAUUUGAUUGGUUUGAAGAGCAUGUGAAGGGUCUGACUAGCUGAUGAAUGCCAAUAUUAACUCUGCUGGAGUUUCCCGUACAAGAUGAAGAAACACAACCAAAAUUUGUUGAGAUGCUUUCCUUAAUUAUGGUUUCAGAAAUAUGGAAUAUAAAACUCUUAUCUUGAAAUUAAGAAUAGAUAUCUAGAGAUAAAGGAUGGGAUGUAGAACAGAGAUUCAGUUUUCAUUUGGUUUGUUCAAUCUAUAAAGUCAUAAAGAAGUUAGGUAAUAUACAAAGUUUCAGUGAUUCUAUUUAUGUGUACAUUAGAGGGAUCUU
Messenger RNA from Talpa occidentalis (Iberian mole), 779 nucleotides. Its product is annotated as signal transducer CD24-like. Gene Ontology annotation, biological process: cell adhesion. Gene Ontology annotation, cellular component: external side of plasma membrane. NCBI's taxonomy places the organism in Eukaryota, Metazoa, Chordata, Mammalia, Eulipotyphla, Talpidae. The record is from RefSeq and is a predicted model, not a curated record. The transcript has a single exon. The coding region runs from base 62 to 307 and encodes 81 amino acids.